Messenger RNA from Dentiscutata heterogama, 146 nucleotides. The record is from the annotation of a GenBank genome assembly. NCBI's taxonomy places the organism in Eukaryota, Fungi, Glomeromycota, Glomeromycetes, Diversisporales, Gigasporaceae.
GUAUAAUAAAGAAUUACAUUUGAUCUUUGAAUAUAGUAGUAAUCAACAUUUUCAAAUUGUUCCAUUUUUCUAUCCACAAGGGCAAAUUAAUUUAGAUUCACAAAUUCAACGUAAUUGGAGAAAGAGAGCACUCUGUUUUAAGGAGG